CUUCCUAAUAGCACUUGUAUUCUCUUUCGCACCACCCCGUGAAAACGCUUCUACUUAGACUUGGGUUGGUUACACAUCAAUUACACUCUCUUCACCGCCGGCUUUAGCAUUCUUCCUUUGCUCCCUAUCCUUCACAUCGCUCCUACUACGUACCGUCGCACUAUUCCCAUCAUGCCUCAGCCCUGCUUCAACCCUCUCGUUCAUACGUAUAACACCACCAUCCUCGCCCUCAAUGACGCAAGAGCAACCGUUAGCUCGCAGGCCGCCACGGUCACCGGCCUGCGAGCCGCGCUCAAGUCCCAAAAAGAAGAUUACGAGUCCAUGCUGUCGACGCUCAAAUCGCACAACGGAUCGCUGGAAGCCUCGCUCAACACGUCCAAUUCCGAAUGCGACGACUUGCACGACCAGCUCAAAUCCCUGAGGCAGGACAAGGAGGGUCUAGAGCGGGAGAAGACGAGCUUGGAGACCAGGCUUGAGGGCGCGGAGAAGGAGGCACGAAGGUGGAAGGAGGCCGGAGAAGAGAGCAUGGCUGCGCGCCAGGAAGCCGUCGAGAAGAGCCUGGACAAAAAGGCGAGGACGAAACUAUAA
Molecule: messenger RNA, 588 nt
Organism: Trematosphaeria pertusa
Lineage: Eukaryota; Fungi; Ascomycota; Dothideomycetes; Pleosporales; Trematosphaeriaceae
Exons: 2
Coding region: 172-588 (138 amino acids)
Source: RefSeq, a predicted model, not a curated record